UUGAGGAUGGCAUGAAGGCGCCACGAGCCCUCUCGGAGCGAAGCAAAGAAGCGAAGCUGCUUCUCCCGCCGUGCCAUCCUCCCUCGCGCUUCGACGAGAGCAUUCUUGCGUCUUUCCGAGGAGGCAGGAUCGUCUCUACCGAGUGGAGGAACUUCGCGGAUGGAGGUGGUGUCGGAGCGUCCACAUUUCUUGAACCCAUAACUUGUCGGAUUUUUGCAAUUACGAGCUGGACCCAUACAACGUACGCAUAGCAGAUGGAUUUUGCGGCCCCGAUGAGGAGCGCAAUUGUGUUUUUGCAUUGAACAUUGAAGUGGCGCGGGCAGAGUUUUUUUGAAUCUCCCACAAAUGCUGCAUCGGUUCUGUUUUGGAGGAAGUGUGGCACUUCCUGCACGCGCUUUUCUGGAGAAGUUCGUUGCUUACAGAGUUGAGAAACAUGUCUGAGAAGGGUUUAAGGGGUAAGGUUUUAGCUCAGGUUUGAGCUGAGAAGGACAUUACUCCGCGCAUGAUCGAGGGGGAGAACCAUGAUGCUGUUUGGUGUGUUUGUCCUGUUACUGAAUGUUUUAAUUUCGGGACUUCAAAGCCCAGCACAGGCAGCACUCAGUGCAGGACAGCACCAAGGUCCACACAUCAGUAGUCUGAACCUGCUGCUCCCCCCUCGAACCACACGCCCUGUGCGCUAUCGGCUACAUGGUUCAAAUGGCUGCUUCACAUGGUCCUGGGACCAUCACGACCUUUUGAGCGUCGAACCUGAAUUCAAUGGCACAGUUAAACAUUGCUCUACAAGUGCAUUGAUCACUUCAAUCGCCUCGUAUGCGGGACGAAGAGCUACUGCUGUCCAUGCCACCGAUAUCAUAACCGGGCAGGUGCUUCGCUGUGAGGUCUUCGUGGACAAGCUUUCUCGCAUUCGUAUCUUUCAUCAUUCCCUGAAGCUUGAUCUCGAUGGACUUGCAGCUUUACGUAUUCGAGCUUUUGAUUCUGAAGAAAAUGUAUUUUCUUCUUUGGUCGGGCUGCAAUUCAUGUGGCAGUUGUCACCCUUGAAUCCGGUUGGUGAAUCUUUAUCGCACAAAUUGACGCAUGUGCCUUUAAAAGACACUGCCCUUGAAGAUGAAGAAAUUGAAACUCAGAUUCAACUGGAGCAAACGGGUCUUGAUUCUGAUCUCUACGUUGUGCGAGGAAUCAGUGCAGGUCAAGAAAGAAUAACAGCACAAUUGUUGGAACCCAAUUUUGAAGAUUUAGUGGACGUUGUAGUCUUGACGGUCGCUGAAGCUGUGUCUCUGGAACCCCCUUCUCCUUUGUACAUCAUCCCUGGGACACACCUUCAGUAUACUUUGAAGACCGUGAGAAGGAAUCAGGCUACAGUGGUGGAGCUGCCAUCUCCUUAUCAUCAUUGGUUUAUCAUAAACUCAACUGUGGCAGAGAUUGACCCCUUUAUGGGUACAGUGGUUGGACGUACUCAUGGUGUGACCACUGUCGUCGUGGAAGAUACAAGAGUCGCUGGUCACCAACAAACUUCAACCUUGCAUGUUGUAACUCCAGUGAGCUUGCGCCUAUAUUUGACGCCUUUGUCCGCCAGUGGAGUUGGUGCCAGGCCUCUCAUCAAGGAGCCUCCAAUCAUGUCAUCAGAUGUUCCCUGGCAACUUGUUGUUGGAAGGAAGUAUGUCGUGCAAGUGUUCACUUUUUCCCGAGAGUCUGGUACACGUCCUUUGCAGCUGACGAAGGAUAAUGACUUGCGUCGGAUGUAUGAUAAUGAAGGAGUUUGGGUUGUUGAUGACAUACCCGAAGAUGUGGCAGCUGAGCAGGGUUGGCAAAAUUGCUCUCUUAUUCAUUCUAUUAAGGAAGGAACGGGUAACUUGAUUGCCAUCUUGGCCCAUGGAAGCAUGGUCCAGGACGAAGUCACUGGGCAGUGGUUCCCAGCCAACAAAGAGGUCCUAAGAGAGGAACAGAAGGUGAGGGUGUGCAGUCCGGUUCGCAUUGUAGCGCCCUUCUUGGAAGAGAUCGGAACUGUGUCUCUUCCUUGGAUUCCUGGGCACUCUCAGCAGUACCGGUUAUCUGUUGAAGGAGGUUGUGGAGAAAAGGCCGCCGAUUUUUGGUGGUCCUCUUCAACUCCGACAAUAGCUACUGUUGACGCCCAAGGAGUCGUGCGAUCUCAGGGGCUGGGUAAAGCUGUUAUUCGUGUGAGCGCCGUUAGGGAUUCUCUCAAUUUCGAUGAGGCGGUCGUGGACGUUUCGUUGCCCUCAUUUAUAAAUGUCGUGCCUGGAUUACCCGUGGAAGUUGAAGUACCAUCUUCCCUGCCAGUUGCUGUGCAUUUACGAACGUCUGAAGGUAAACUGUAUUCGCGGUGCGAUUCUUUCAGCCCACUUGUACAAUGGGAUAUAUUUGGAGGGGACAGCUCGUUUGUGCAACUGAACAAGACGAGUCAGAUUUUACCUCUUCUUCACUCAGCACCUGAACUUGGAGCGGAUACGACAGUAGGAGGCCCUGAUAAUGAUCAGGCCAGUGCGUGCGCUUGGACUCUGCUUCUAGCAACAAGGAGUGGCAGAGCGACCAUUACAGCGUUAUUAGACAUCAGAAAGUUCCUUACGGAAGCUAGAUCACCUGAAUAUGAUCCACAUCAGCAGAUUUUAGAAACUUCAUGGACAAUUGCGGCCUUUAUGCCUUUGUCCUUGCAACAGGUUGGGGAUGGAAACCGUUUUGGGGGCUAUGCUGUGAAGGGCGGGGAUUAUGAUACUGCAACUGAUGCAUUAAGUGGUCCAAAAGGAUCGUUGAAGGAGUUACUACUGGUGGUUGGCAGUAGCAUGAGGAUCAAAGUACAUGGGGGUCCUGAACGCUGGCGUCAAGGUGUCGAAUUUGUGGAGUCAUGCCUAGAUGAAAUACGAGGACUCGAGACUCCCCCAGGAAUUACAAUCAAUCAUCUCAAUGAAGGUUCUGGCAGAGUCUAUCUACUCACCUGCACUGGUUUGGGAAAUCAUACACUAGUGUUCACUCGCGGCAAUCUCGUUGGUGAUGAUCAUCCGAAACGAGCUGUAGCAUCUGCUUCUCUGUCUAUGAUCUGUGCAAUCCCAACAUCGAUUUCGCUUCUAAUUGACGAACCAGAGAACAGCCACCAUCUCAUCAAAGUUGCAGCGCAAGCUGAUCGGGAUACGAACCGUGUUCGCACCAUCCCAUUUACAGUUAUAAACGGCCGAACUAUUCGCGUAUCUGCGGUUGCGAUGAGUUCCAGCAAGGCUUUUGCAAAUGCAUCUUCCUUGAUGGUGAGAUGGCCUGGAAGAGAUUGCGAGGGUUUAGCAAAAUGGGAACCUGUCUCAGAUUUCAAACCAACGCAUGAAGAGGGGUCCUGGGAGCGAUUUCUGACACUUGGUAGUGUCUCAGGAGAGUGCAUUCUGAAGGCUACGGUUGCUGGCUUCUUAUCUAACAGUCAUCUUGAGAGGUCUAUCUUAAGUGAUGCCGAGAAUUUGUUGGCAGCAAGGAAGCCGCUUCUGAAGGAUGCUGUGCCCUUACAGCUUGUGACAGCUCUACGGCUUGAACCUAAGAGCCUACUUCUGUUUUUGCACCCAAACGCCAAGGGAAGCUUUUUGUUAUUGGGUGGAACGUCUGAUGUCGAGAGUCAGGUACACGAUCCCAAAGUUGCUGUGUUGAGUCAUCAGCCACCCACCUCGGGUCGUCUACAGCUCGUGCUAGGCGCGAAGGGUUUGGGCUCAACUCUUGUCUCAGUACGAGACGUUGGCCUCGCCACACCAUCUGAAACCUCAGGAACGGUGCUUGUUGCUGAUGUUGCUUGGGUCAAGAUGCUAAUUCCUGAAGAUGCCAGCCUCUUGCUUGGCUCAAAUAUGACUAUACAUCUGGAAGUAGGAGAUGGUGCUGGUCACACUUUCGAUGCUUCUCAGCUGGCUUACAUGAAUGUCCAAGUGCACACACUAGAUGAGGUUGUGGAGGUUGUCAAGCCUCCAAGAUCAUCGCCAGGAGAACUAAGUGCCAGUACUUUUGUCAUCCGUGGGGCGAGCGUAGGUCUUACGACAACCCUUCACGUAUCUGUACAAAAGUUUUCCGGGCAUGAGGUUCUAAGCGACUAUGGAAGAAUCUCCGUAUUCGCACCACUUUCUAUACAUCCUUCCUCUUUGGUUAUCGCCCCAGGUUCUCAGUACGUGCUGAGCGCACAAGGUGGCCCGCGUGUGGGAGCGUCCAUUGAUUUCAUGAGUUCGAAUGAAGAAGUUGCCACCAUUGAUCGAAUAUCUGGGCGUCUGGAGGCAGUCGCUCACGGUACUGCGACAAUCCUUGCGCAAGCUCGGGGACAGGGAGGUCUUGUCAUAACCGAGGAUUCCGUUGAAGUCCGCGUUCAACUCCUCUUUACUCCAACUCUAAAUGUGAAAGGAGGACAGCUGGGUGUCAACAGAGAGAUGUCCAUUUUUCCAACUGAAGCCGAGGAAGACCUAUUGUCCUUUUAUGAGCUUUGCAGUGAUUACAAGUGGUCCAUCACAGACGAACAGGUGUUAGCUCUGAAACAUGGCGAAACUCGUAGCAGCAGUCUUGGGGAUGGGGCCUAUGCUAAUGAGUCAAAUGAUGCUCUGGAUAGAAAGCGAGCUUUAUCAGGACAUGUUUAUGGUCAAGAAGGAAUGCUGGGAACUGAAGAAGGGUUUUCUGCUAGAAUUGUAGGCAGGUCUGCUGGCAGGGCCAAGGUUACAGUCGCCUUUUCUUGCAGUUUUGGGAAUCAGAAUGGCAUAGUUGAAACUCGUGAUUACAGCGCCUCUGAAACAAUCUGGGUGGUGCCAGAUCCUCCACUUGCACUUGGCAUACCUGCGACAUGGCUCCUCCGCCCCCAGUAUACAUCUUCAAGUUUGCUUCCCCAGUGGACUGGGCAGUUUCCCGCUCGAAUAGAUAAUGGAAACUUUGUCCAAAGUGUGCAGUACACAGUAAUGCAUGAGGGAAGUAGUGACCUGGGUGUGAUAAGUAUCUCAGAAGACGGGAGAAUUCGCACCUCUGAAAGAUUGGAGGUUGCUUGUAUACAUGCUCGGGAUCGUAAUACGGCUCGCACAGAAGUUGCUGCUUGCGUACGUGUUGCCGAGGUUGCUCAAUUGACGGUUGGUGGGAAUAUAUUUCCUUAUCAUGUUGCUGAGCUUUCAGUCGGCUCCAGCCAACAAUACACUGUGACACUUGCUGAUGAGUUUGGUACCCCAUUCUUUGAAUCUGGAAGGGGUAGUAGUCUCCUAGUACUUGAAACAAAUCGAGCCGAUAUAGUGACCGCGAAAGUGACGGAUUGUGAGCAGCAUGAAACUUCAUGCAGCCUCACGAUUACAGUUCAGGCCUUGCGACAAGGCACGGCUCUGGUGCGGGUUUCCUACAAGGGCCUAGCGCAUAUAACCGACUUUAUACUUAUUAAAGUUGGUGCUUUCGUGAGUCCAAGAAACCCAUCUGUCCAUGUCGGCGGUCGGGUCAACUUCACCAUCAUAUGCAAAGGCGUACAUGUUGCUGGACAGCCAAGAGGUGAGAGAGGGCACUGGGCUAGUGAUAAUCCCAAUGUCUUAGAAAUCGAUCGAACUACAGGAUGUGCUAAGGCUGUCGGAGAGGGGAAUGCUAUUGUGAGCUUUACAGGUUCCCGUCUAACAACGUAUACCAGUGUCAACGUCAUCCGCAUUUCUUCUGUUACACUUGAGGCUCCCAAAAACGUUGUACAAGUCACGAAUAUGCCGUUUCAUGAAGAGGGAUAUCGAUUUCCCGUUCAAUUCAGCGAUACCCAGGGACUAGAUGCUGGAGUCGUAGGAGAGAGCCGGGAGGUAUCUUACGAAUGCCAGUUGAAGCCAGCAUUUUUGGGACUUGUUGUUCCAUGGCGGGAGCCUGGUUUCAACAGCUUUUACUGCGUUUUCUUUGCAUAUACACCGCAACAGUUGUGGUACAACGUCCAUCGUUCAGAGGAGAACCAGAAGAUAGUGUCCUCUGGGCGCGCAUCUGAUGGCACAAUACAAAUGACUAUCACGGCAGUUGUCCCUGGGAACCCAUCCGUAGAGGGAAGUAUUGAGACUUCUAUGACAGGAGGUUUUGAAAUUAUAAACACACCUCAAGAGCUCCAUUUGUCGCCGACUACAAAUAGAAGCUUGAUCACCAUUGUUGGCAACACAGGGAAGGUGAAGGUGUCUUGGGGAAGAAAUGACGUGAUGGUUGUGGAGAAAUUGUCCGACACCAGUCCAAAUUUUGGAAUUGCUGCACGAGCGAACUUUGAGGUCAAGCUGAUUUCUGAGGAUCAUCCUUUCACAGACCGCUUGGUGUUUUCUCUACUCCCUUCAGGUCAGGAGGAGGAGAGAUUCGUCAUCUACAGUGCAGAGCUUCUUACUCGUUCUCUACUCGUAAAGCCCAUAUUAUAUGCCGUCGUUCUCGUGGUUAUUUUAAUAGUACUUCCGCUCAUUUUAUGCGCCCGUUUGCUCGAUCUACCUCAACCGACCGCAGAGCAGGCACCACCUACGGAAGGAGCUGAGUCCUCUGUAUCGGACGGUCCUCUGUACAGUACUAGUUUCGGCGAGCAAACCCCGCCUCCUACCAGAGGAUUCAGUCGCACACCUCCACCACAGCCAUAUACAGAUUACGUGAAAAGAACUAUUGAAAAGACACCUUACUACAAACGAGAGGGUGUCCGUAAAUUCGAUCCAUAUCGCACUUACUGACGAUACAAGCCAUUAAGUCCAGGAAGAGGCUCUUGUCAUAGGAACAUUAUUCGAUUUAGAGGUGUUAGGCUUCUUUGCAAGAUAUCUCGUGUAGUAAGGUGAAUACGAUGAAUGUGGUGAGCUGUUUUGAGUGCCACAAGCAGCCUCAUCACUCGAAGUGGAUGCCUCUCACUCUACAAGACCAAUGAGCAUUUAUCUUGCUAAAGAUGAAGCAGGUCGCAUUUUUGCAGGAACUGAUUUGUACUGUAGAUUAAAAUCUCGAGAACUUUGUCUGAGAGUGGUCCAGCUAGAUCGCAGAGAUUCAUGACCAACAUGUUGUAAAACAACCAUUUAUGGUCUUGAUUAAAAAAUUGUUUCUGC
Molecule: messenger RNA, 7010 nt
Organism: Marchantia polymorpha subsp. ruderalis
Lineage: Eukaryota; Viridiplantae; Streptophyta; Marchantiopsida; Marchantiales; Marchantiaceae
Source: the annotation of a GenBank genome assembly